Molecule: messenger RNA, 3407 nt
Organism: Hermetia illucens (black soldier fly)
Lineage: Eukaryota; Metazoa; Arthropoda; Insecta; Diptera; Stratiomyidae
Product: G1/S-specific cyclin-D2
Exons: 6
Coding region: 1145-2383 (412 amino acids)
Biological process (GO): mitotic cell cycle phase transition; regulation of cyclin-dependent protein serine/threonine kinase activity; positive regulation of G1/S transition of mitotic cell cycle
Cellular component (GO): cyclin-dependent protein kinase holoenzyme complex; cytoplasm; nucleus
Molecular function (GO): cyclin-dependent protein serine/threonine kinase regulator activity
Source: RefSeq, a predicted model, not a curated record
UGGGAUCAGUUGUUGAGCACUGACCGUCCAGAAAAGUGGGUGUUGACCGUGUGCCAGGGAACGCAAUUGGGACCUCUUGAAAUCUGGAAAGUUUUUCUGCUGCGCAACGUGCUGAUUGCGGAAGCAAUAGCGAGUGGUGUUGGCGUGCACGUGUUCGAUCCCCGGUCGUUUUGUUUGUGGUUCCGCGCGACGGAACCGUGGCGGAAGCAGUUGCUAGCGAUCCCUGCAGGCAAUCAUCCCAAGAAUUUGUCCGCAAAAACGGUCGCAUGGGCUGCAGGCAAUGAAUCAUUCCGUGCGAUAAAAAUAACUGAGAUUAACGCAAGUUAUCCGAGUUGCUUUCGGGGGAACCGCCGAGGUCGCCGUGGGAGCGAGUCAACAAGUUCGCCGACUGGUUCUCAAGAAUCACCCCUGAUUCCACGUGUCGCACAGCCUCGCAUCUAAAUUCUAUGCCAUUGUCCUGCCCCGAAAGGACCUCUGCAUUCGACACUGCAUGAGAUAAGCCCGCAAACACCCACCCGCCCAUCGCCUGCGAAUGCGCAGAUCACACCAAACAAAACACUAACAGGAUCGCUUUGCGAGUCAAAAGGAUCUCGUUAUCGCGACCCUCGUUCGCGAGAUCCGCAAGGCGAAGUGCUGUUGCACUUGAAUCGCUCCUGCAAGGCGACUCGGUCGGCGUCAGGUAACCCAGCGGCGUGAGGAUCGCCCUUUGCGCGAGUCACGAGCCCGGCCCGGCCUGCGUGCAAGUGUUGGUGCUAUCAGCUGCGCCGGCAAGCCGAGAACGACCCGUACUGCGGUAGUGGCUUCAGUGGUACACCGGUUCUUGGCGAUCAGUCGUUAGUUCACGUUUGGUCUCCUCUAGCGCCGCACACAUGAUAGACGAUUUGUGCACGAUCGUAUGUUGGAGUUCAGAGCGACCACGCAGCCUUAGCCUUGAUCCUUGCGCCGUUCGAAGCGAUUUUUGCACAGUUCUUGUUGUUGCCGACUGCGCCAAGGGUGCACGACAGGAGUAAUUGGAUAGUGGUAGUGUCCUUGUUGCGUCGCAGUUACAUUCCGCCAGUAGCGUCGAGGAAAGGUGAUCCGCGUCCGAUUGUUCUCUGCCAGUUUGAAAAUUGUCCAAAGAAUAGCCGCCAAGUCGGUAGGAAAUAUGCAUACCUCGCUUGUGCGCCGCAACGAACACGAGUAUGCGAAAGUGAAUAUUAGCGGUAGUGACCAUAGUGAUAGUGUCCAGCUCCUGUGCACCGAACAUAUAGCCAGUGAUCCCCAGUACAGUGCUAACGGUAAUAUAGCCCCGUCAUACUAUGAUAGCAACAAUGAUAUUCGCAAGGCGACGAGUGGUUCGGGUUUGGCGGCGGCCGGCUGUAGUGUCCGGGACGGCCCAGGUGAUUUUGUAAGUGCCAGUUAUGGGCGGAACGGGAUCAUACACGUGAACAAGGCUGCCAAGGAUCCUAUCUUCCUGGAGGAUCGCUGUUUGGAUAAUUUACUGAAGAGCGAGGAGAAAUCGGCAGUUAUGCACUCGUACUUCACGACGGUGCAGAAGGAGAUAACUCCCGAGAUGCGAAGGAUUGUGGUAGAGUGGAUGAUGGAGGUUUGCGAGGAGCAAAAAUGUCAAGAAGAAGUCGUACUAUUAGCACUUAACUAUAUGGAUAGAUUUUUGGCAGCAAUACUAGUAGGAAAAACACAUUUACAAAUUUUAGCAACAAGUUGUUUGUUGUUAGCAUCAAAAUUACGCGAACCAAGCUGUCGUGGACUGUCCGCGGAUUUAUUAGUUUUAUAUACAGACAACAGUAUUGUGAAACGUGAUUUAUUAAAUUGGGAAUUAUAUGUACUGAGUAAAUUGAAGUGGGAUUUAUCGUGUGUCACGCCUCUGGAUUUCUUAGAAUUACUAUUAUCACGAUUGCCUAUAACAAGUAAAAAUUGCCCAGAUAUUAGUAAGGAAAAAGUUAGACAACAUUCACAAGCUUUUAUAUGGUUAACAGCAAAAGAACAUUGCUUCUCCGAAUUUUCGGCCAGUACAAUAGCAGCUUCCAGUAUUGCAGCCGCCCUAAGUGGAUUGAAUUGGCAUCUGCGAACCGGAACCGAUUUAAACUCCUUACUUAAUAGGUUAACAGAUUUAAUAGGUGUCGAACAGGAAUAUCUACGUGAAUGUAUGAAUAAAAUGGAAUGUGUAUUCCGCGAGCAUAGUCGAAACAUUUUAUCCUUUGCAACUGUCGAUAGUCAACAAAAUUUAGGAUGUUCUAAUAACAAUAAUUGUAAUAAAACGUUACCAGUCUCGUGUGCAGCGCAACACGCAUCAGCGUCAAAUAACAGCGUCACCAACAACGAAACGGACAUAUACAAACGUGAAGCGGGGACACCAACAGAUGUUCAAGAUUUGAAAUUCUAAAACAAACUACAUAAAACGAUAACGGUCAACUUAUUCCCCUCGAUUUUCUGAGUUUUUGUUUGGAUGUUUUUCGUUAAUUCACGAUAAAUAUCUAAUUUGUGUAAUGCAAUUAAUCUGCAAACCACAAUACGUAUCGAAAAAAAUGAGCGAAUUACGUCGAAUAUCGAAUCGAGACAAAGUGAGGUUAUUCCCGCGCGGAAACACAAAGGACAGCUUUAUUUUUUUACCUAUGAAUGUUAUUAAAAAAAGAAGAGAAUUGCAUUUUUUUUUUGUUAGAAAGAACUUUAUACACAGUGCGUUUUGUACAGAUAGUCGUAGAGCAUUUAUAAUAUGUUACGAGAAGUUUGCGUUGCGAAAGGGCAGGACCAUAAAGUGUUGUUUCUUUUAAGUUCUUACAAGGACUCUAGUUCAACUUGUAAUACUUCAAAACGUGUAUUAUGUUACAUGGAAUAUUCUUUUCUUUGGGUAAGUAGAACUAUUUGUACCCGUAUAUUACACAGCGACGAAAAAGAGAAAGGAAGAAAGUGAAGAGAAAUGUGAAAAAUGUUAAAUUUGAGAAAAAAAAGUAUAUAAAUGCAUACGAUUAUGAUAAACUAUAUGAUACGCUUAACAGUUACGCAGCGCGAUAGCUAGAGCUUAAGGAAAGGAUUAAGCUAAGUAACGAGUAUAUUAUUGAUUUGGGACUGUGGGAGGAAACCCCAUUCGAAAGUUCUUUUUUUUUUUACAAAUUGAAAUUUAAAAUUAUUAUGUUUUCAAAGAAAUGUAUAACAAAUGUUAUGAAUACACUUUUUUUUUUAAUUUCUAAGCGGAAGACAGAUUGAAAACGGAUUAAAAAAAUUAGAGUACAGAAUUAAAUUUGAAAAAUUGUAUGAGCAACCUGAUUUCGAUUAGGACAUUGAUGUUUUAUAAAUUCUGGAAUAAAUGCAAUUCAGUUUCGGAGAAAUGCGAGUAUGUUUAGUUGAUAGUGGAAUCAGUGCCUUGGGUUUGCAGUCAGGUGAGCCUUGGGUUGUCAGUUUGUAUGGUA